Molecule: messenger RNA, 1641 nt
Organism: Paecilomyces variotii
Lineage: Eukaryota; Fungi; Ascomycota; Eurotiomycetes; Eurotiales; Thermoascaceae
Exons: 1
Coding region: 243-1589 (448 amino acids)
Source: RefSeq, a predicted model, not a curated record
ACAUGGAGGAUUCCUCUUUGUUCCAUACUCCAUGCGAGAUCUGGCUUGAGAUAGUGGCUGCUGACGAGCAGAAAACUAGGACGCUCCUUUCCGAUCUCGAACUUUCUUUUUUGUGGUUUCUUAAAAGGAUUCGCUCAUCUUAUGUAGUCGGUACUCCCCCGCAACUCGACUGCAGCACAUCGGCCGUUAUUCAGCAGUCGCUUACCGUCGUUACAAUUGUUCUUGCAUAAUUGGUAGUGUCCAUGCGUUCACCGCCAAAACCCUACUACAGACAGCCGCCUCCGGUGAAACCGUCAAAGUCGCUGGAAGGGUUGGAGGUGGUGGUGCCGCCGGGAACUUUCUUCAUUUCACAGUCUGAUAUCUCGGUGGAUAUCUUGAACAAACCAUUGCCCGCGAAGCCACUGCCCGAGACGCCAGAGAGAAGCUCGAGCUUAUCUAGCCAGGACAGCUUACUUGAAACUUUCAUAUACCGGACUUCGACUGAGACGACGGAUGAUUCUCACAUACCAGUUGCGUCAGAUCCAUACGACUACUCCACGGUUCUUACACGUCCCGCAACGGCAGGGGCUCUCUCAACCAGACCUUCACUGGGUCAACUGAGCCGAGACAAGGUCUCUUCGCUGUCACUGAAAGCAUUCAUGACCCAGGAACGAUUUGGAGGCGACAUACAUGCUCGCAUUAAAGCUGGGCCUUACUUCCGCGAAAAGAAAUUCGAUUUCUUCCCCGAAUUAGCGACCCCCUCUGGAUUGCAGGCAGCGACCUACUCUGGGCGCUCUCAUGGAUUGAAGAGACGUCUUCGGGGACGUAAGUCCCCAGUAUCACUUCCGGCUUCUCUCGAAUUCGGUAGGAGCGGCAGUCGUUGGCUCUCUUCGGAGAACAAAGCUCUUCUUCUCGGCCAUGGAAUUCGUGAUUCAAUCCGGUCCUGCAUGCAGAAGACAGCGUCUCGCAAGAAGAGUCAUGAUCAGAAAACGCCAAGGCCAAAUGUGAAGUCAAACCACCCUUAUGCUCAACGGGGUGCGUAUCAUGCGAUGGACUCCAAGUCACUCUAUGACGACUCCGAAUCAGGAUUGCAGCAGAACUUUGCCGAUGUAUAUCAUCGGAUGCGGACACUGCCCAUUUCUCCUGGCACCAGCUCCGGUUCUAGUUUCAGUUCCUCACGGAGCCGGACGUUGGUUACUCAAUCAUCCCGCCAACAGCUAUAUCCAACCGAAUCAUAUGAGGACUAUGGAUUCAAGGCUGGUGGGGAUCUACUUCUCUAUCGCCGGGCCAGCUACAGCAAAGGCUCAAAUGAUACUGUCCCCAGACAUCCUAGGCGCACAUCGUCCAUGAUAGAGAUGCGCCAGUGCACCUGUAUCAACCCAACACCGCCUCUCACCCAGCCGCGUUCUACACAGCUGCAACAACAAACGCAGCAGUACGUGAAGGCCUUGCACAGCGGGACCAGUCAGAUGAUUUCCGCUCUGGAUGGGGCAAAGAAGAAACUCAUGGAGACCAGAGCAGACCGAAGGCGAGCGGAGCUCAAGAAACAGAUCAAGAUGGUCGGUCCUGUGGACCCUUGGCGACACGCAGGGGUUAAUUAUCUCCUGUAGGAGGAGUUUUUGGGGAUAUCUUGCAAUGUAUUUUCACUUUACGGCUUUGAUG